This is a messenger RNA of Bathycoccus prasinos, 441 nucleotides long. RefSeq lists its product with no specific name. Bases 1 to 441 code for a protein of 146 amino acids. NCBI's taxonomy places the organism in Eukaryota, Viridiplantae, Chlorophyta, Mamiellophyceae, Mamiellales, Bathycoccaceae. The transcript has a single exon. The record is from RefSeq and is a predicted model, not a curated record.
AUGACGACGACCACCAUUUCACGAGUUUUAGUGGUACCAAACAGAAAACAACAACAACAAAAACAACAACACGCACGAUAUCGAGUAAAAGCGACUCGAGACGACGGCGACGACGUUCCGUUCGGGUACACGCGCUUGGACGUCAUGCUCAUCGGUGGGGGGGUGACUGGUUUAGGGUUUGCAGCCUACUACGGGUUGCAAGAAUUCGCCGGGUUCGACGCGCAGUGGGCGGGGAACGUCGUGCAGUUGACGUUCGUCAUGUUACUCACGUUGUUGUGGGUUGGGAGUUACAUUCAGAGAGUUUUUAAUAAGGACAUGACGUACGGGAAGCAGUUGAAGGAUUACGAAGAGGCGGUGAUGCAAAAGAGGUUGGAAGAGAUGCCGGAAUCCGAACUCAUGGCGUUGAUGGACGAAAGCGAAAGAGCGAAGAACGAAAAGUGA